AUGAGGUUCGAACAUGCUCUUGUGAUGGCUUCAACAGAAGAUUUCCCACUACAGGCACAACUGGAGGUUACCUCUGCCGCUCAUGAUUCCAUUAUAAGCUCCUGCGCGGCGGAUGCUAAGUCUGGCGAUCCAUGGCAAAUAAUUUCGCGCGGGCGAAAGAUAUGGAGACUUGGGAAUAAAAUAUUCGCACUUGCGGCACUCUCUGAAGCCUUUCAUCAAGAAGUAGCACGCUUUCGGAUCCACCCUGCUCUUCAGGAUGCAAGCUUGCAUACAUUGUACGUCAAUCAACAGUACAGAGGGAACCCGACGGAAAUAUACCCCCCUUAUGCCAUCGAAGAAGUGCAAAUGUUUGACGCACGUGGGGCUGUAAGCACUGCUGUUCAUAUCCAGGUUACUCGCCAUGACGACACACUCAUUCGUGGCCAUGUAACCGUGUGGAGCUCGGACGGUGACUUAAUCGCUAUCGCUAGAGGGUUUUUUGGGAAGCAAAUUCCAAGUCACAGUAUUGGUAAUGUGCCACAGUAUGAUAUCUCAUUUACCCCGGAGCUAGAAGGCAGUUCCUUCGAAGUUGUCUGCGGUAAUGUGGUGUUAUUUGAACCGCAACCAGGUGUCAUGGAUUGUACCUCCGCUAUUCAGUCUGCUUUUCCAGGGGCUCAUAUACAAAAAUUUGAAAGCUUUCCUCAAGAGAAGCCUAAGAUAACGGAAAGGCUAGACUACCCUCUGGACGGGCGUGGCCUCAUUGUCGUCCCAAGUAUCAUCUUGGCUUCCCGGGCCAACCUAGAGUUGACAAUCCAUGCGAUCAUGGAAAUUGCAAACCGCCUUCAUUCAUGUAAAGGGGCUACGACUGUAAUCGUCAUUAGCAAAGGAGAUUGUAUGACCCCAGUAGACUCAAACUGUGACCCAUUCUCUUCUGCGCUACAGGUGGCCAUAAGGGUAGCAGCGAACGAACUUCCGUGGGUUCGGCCGAUUCCGGCUGAUCUUCCAUUUGGUGAGAGCGAUAAUCAACUCAAGUUGCUCGAAUCAGAAUUCCGCAGAGGUCGGCUUCGCUGUGAUGAAAAUGUAGUAGCCUUGAGCCCUGAAGGGGUAUUCGUGAAACGGCUGAUCCUCCUUAACCCUCAGGAUGAAGGCUGCGAGGAUUAUAAGCCUGUACUUCUGAUGCCUGCGCGGGGUGGCCGGUACUUUGCUGAACCUGAUCCCGGAGGCUCACUAGAUGGCAUUAAGUUCCGUCAAUGUGCUCCCCGGUCAGAUGUUCUUAGGGCCGAAGCCAUAAGCAUUGACAUCCACUACGCAGGGCUCACACUCAGGAUGGAGGUGUCAGGUAUUGUCUCCGCCGUUGGCGAAAAGGUGCAGGGCCUCGAAGUUGGAUGCGAAGUUGUGGCCAGAGUAGCGAACGGCAUUGCUGGGAAUAUUAUCGCCAAUCAAAGUCUAGCUCAGUUCAAGCCCAAGUCGCAUGACCUAGCACAAGCUGCUGCCGAUGCCGGGGCCAUGUCAACUGCAUAUUACACACUUUUAUAUUUGGCUAAAGUCAUUGCAGGAGAAAGUGUGCUGGUUCACGCCGCUGUCGGUGGUGUAGGGAUGGCGGCGAUUCAAAUUGCUCACGCACUUGGAGCACAUGUAUAUGCAACCGCAGGGAGGUCUGAACGGCGUGAAGCUGUUGCAAACAUGCAAGGCGUUCGGGGAGGAUUUGAUUCCCGUUCAGUGUCAUUCCGUGAUAGUCAAAAAGGCCACAAAUGGCCGUGGAGUUGA
Messenger RNA from Trichophyton rubrum CBS 118892, 1746 nucleotides. RefSeq lists its product as uncharacterized. Bases 1 to 1746 code for a protein of 581 amino acids. NCBI's taxonomy places the organism in Eukaryota, Fungi, Ascomycota, Eurotiomycetes, Onygenales, Arthrodermataceae. Gene Ontology annotation, molecular function: oxidoreductase activity. The record is from RefSeq and is a predicted model, not a curated record. The transcript is spliced from 4 exons.